Molecule: messenger RNA, 678 nt
Organism: Acinonyx jubatus (cheetah)
Lineage: Eukaryota; Metazoa; Chordata; Mammalia; Carnivora; Felidae
Gene: FXYD4
Product: FXYD domain containing ion transport regulator 4
Exons: 7
Coding region: 16-510 (164 amino acids)
Biological process (GO): regulation of sodium ion transmembrane transporter activity; potassium ion transmembrane transport
Cellular component (GO): membrane
Molecular function (GO): sodium channel regulator activity
Source: RefSeq, a predicted model, not a curated record
CCACCUUAGCCUCUGAUGGCCCUGGGGCCCCUAGGAGUUCAGCUCUGCAUGGGGUGUGGCAGGACAAGCUGUCUCCAGAGCACGAGGAUUGGGGGGGGGGGGGGGGGUGGAGAAGGAGCUACAGCAAUCUCAAGGAAUCUGACUAGUAAUCUGACUAGUUCCCUCCUGCCUGAUGGCAUUGUUGCCCUGGGCGGAGUUGCUGGGUUUAAAGAGCCGGAACCCACCUGGAUUCAACACAGCCCCAGCAGCCUCUCCAAACCUGCCUUUUGCACCUGGCUCGCAGGCCUGCCUGCCUUGGAAGCCAAUGAUCUGGUCGAUAAAGACAGUCCCUUCUAUUAUGACUGGGAAAGCCUGCAGCUGGGUGGGAUGAUUGUUGGAGGGCUCCUGUGCAUCGCUGGAAUCUUGAUAGCCCUGAGUGGAAAAUGCAAAUGCAAGUACAAUAAGAAGCACAGCUCCUUACCUGAGAGAGCCACUCCACUCAUCACUCCAGGCUCUGCCAGUACCUGCUGAGCACAGGACCAGCUUUGUGGCACUUUCCGUACCAGCUCCCAUGCUGUUUCCUCCCCCCUUGGGGCCCUUAGAUGAUGGCCUUUCUCUCCAAAGCUGGGCCCUUCAGCUCCUGUCUGAUCAGGACACUGUCUAAAGCUUAUUUCUAAAUUAAACUGUCUCACUCCUCCC